Molecule: messenger RNA, 1170 nt
Organism: Ruditapes philippinarum (Manila clam)
Lineage: Eukaryota; Metazoa; Mollusca; Bivalvia; Venerida; Veneridae
Exons: 2
Coding region: 200-1111 (303 amino acids)
Source: RefSeq, a predicted model, not a curated record
GUCAGGGAAAUUGAUUAUUUUGGAAUUCGGCACUGUUUUAACAGUCAAAUGAAUUUAACAUCCCUGUUCACAAGAAAUGAAGGACUUUAAACGAACGGAUAGGUAGUUUUGUUUGGCUUCGGGCCUUUAUAUACGAUACUCAGUACUUAUCACAUAAGUGAUAUACUCGUACUUAACUUUGGUAUUUUAUUGACACAAUAUGGACAAGUUACUUUUUGAACCCAGAAAGGGUGUAGAAUUUACCAAGCGAACGGAAGUUCCACUCUUAAAAGUGGAAUAUGUCGUGUACCAGACUGCACUCACCCGCAUGAUAGCAGACUGGUUGGGUGGGAAAAUUGGUGUAGGAGCGCCCAAUGAGAUCGGAGAAAUUGAAAACAUAGCAGAGGUCAAUAAACUGGUGAACGGAGAGACCAAAGAAGGUUUUCUUGACAAAGAUGCCCAGUUUGUUUAUAACGAAAUGAUCCAGAUAAAAGUACCAGGGCAUCUAAAAGUUGCUACAUCUCACAGAAAAUGGUUACGGCUAACAUACAGUUUUCUGAAUAAAAUUGGUACAACAUUUUCGGACAGAAUAUCCGAUCUUAUCCGCAGACACGAUUUAAGUAAAUACACACACCGAGAAGUCCUGGGAUAUGCUGUAAUGUUUGGAGAUGGUUCUAUCGACUGGAGACAGUUGGAAAUAGAAGCAGAGAAAGUAGAAUGGGAUAACACCCUUCAUAAUCAUUAUGCCGGUAAUCCCCACCAUCCGGAAUAUUUCUAUCCUCUAACGGAAGAUGGUAAGAGAGACAGGAGUGUUCCUAUGUUACAAUUAGACACUGAAAAUGGCAAGCAUUACCUUGAUGAAAGUGUGAUCGACAUGUUAGCUGCCCGAGGCGAGAGAACGCUGGCCGAUGACAAAAACUUUAUCAUAAAUAAAUGGCUUGCAAUUGAUGAAAAAUAUUUCUUCAGGUAUGCCGAGGAUGACAAAAAGUAUGUCAAAGAAAGAUUGUCAGAAUACAAAGAAUUGGCUCAAGAAUUUUUCUCUUACGAAGUAAACGUCCAAAGUGUACAAGGGCACUUCGAUGACAGACCUGUUGUUCUGCGAGAAAUGUCAGUUUGUGAACCACUUUUGUAGUGAAAAUUAUACGAAUGUGAAUAGAUAGAUCAAAGUAGAAAGAGCGACAUAGAUAUCCU